CGCUCCCUCAAUUUUCGUGGGAGAAAGUAGGAAGGGGGAGAGAGAAAGAGAAAGGAGAGAGAGUGAUUUCAGGUCUCUCUGCUCUCUCCGUGGUGGGUACUCAUAUCCACUCCGCUGACUCAAUGGAGCUUUAGCACUAGGGAUAUAAAAUCAAUAUUUAUUGCCCGUACCCCUUUUACUAUUUAAAAUUUGUACAUAGCAUAGGUAGAUAUAGGUCACUUAUUAAAGAAGCGUUAAGGAGAGGUAAAACACGUCUCCAGAGGCGAGCCUUUUUCUUCUUUUUUUUGCCUCACAGGAGGUCCAGUCGAAACUCUCUUCGACUGACUUUCUGUGAGAGAGGAUAUCUAAUUUGAACAUAUCCUACUUUAUAGUCCAGCGUCAAACAACUAAAAAACUAUGGAUAUUCGAGAUUGCCCCUUUCGGAAGAAGCGGAGACCAUGGCGCUUGGACUUUUCCUCUUUUGCCUUGGUAACCCUGGUGCUCGCGCUGUGCCAACUACCCGUGGCUCGGGCAGAUCCAGUGGAUGUGUUGCGGAUGCUGCAGCUGCCCUCUCUCCCCGAAGGGGUGCGGAAGGUUCCAGGCUUCUGCACCUCCCGCCGUGCCGGCUCCGCUGACCACGCCUACCGCAUCACCAAGAAGGCCCAGAUCUCUGCCCCCACCAAUCAGCUCUUCUCAGGUCGUUUCCCGGAGAACUUCUCCAUUAUGGCCCUGGUCAAGGCCCAUGCGGGCCUCCAGGCCUUCCUGUUGUCCAUCUACAGUGAGCAGGGUGUCCAGCAGCUGGGUGUGGAGCUGGGACGCUCCCCCGUCUUCCUGUACGAGGACCAGACCGGCAAGCCCGCCCCCGAGGACUACCCCCUCUUCAGUGGCGUCAACCUGGCUGACGGCAAGUGGCACCGCAUCGCUAUCUCUGUGUCGAAGAAGAACGUCACCCUGCUCCUGGACUGUAAGAAGCGCAUGACCAGGGCCCUGCCUCGCAGCAACAGCCCCGUGGUGGAUACCAAGGGCAUCACUGUGUUCGGAGCACGCCUGCUGGACGAUGAGGUCUUCCAGGGCGAUAUCCAACAGCUGCUGAUCGCAUCCAACCCUCAGGCUGCUUAUGACUUCUGUGAACACUACAGCCCCGACUGUGACUCCCCUCUACCCAAGACCCAGUCCCAGGACCCCAACACAUACAAGGGUGCCAAUGGCAAUGCUGACAAACGCAAACCCGUGAUAGUUAAGGCUGACAAACCUAUAGUCGUUAAGGCGGACAAACCUGUAGUCGUUAAGGCAGACAAACCUAUAGUCGUUAAGGCGGACAAACCUAUAGUCGUUAAGGCGGCCAAACCUAUCGUCGUUAAGGCGGCCAAACCUAUCGUCGUUAAGGCAGAAAAACCUGUAGUCGUUAAGGCGGACAAACCUAUAGUCGUUAAGGCUCCCAAACCUGUAGUCGUUAAGUCGGCAAAACCUGCCUCAACCAAACCUGCGAAAGCAGAGCAUGCUAAGCUUGAGGCCACAGCCAAACCAGCUAAAGCCGUACCUGCUGCCACCAAGCCCAGCAAAGCCAAGCUUUACCCGGCCAAACCAGCCAAAGCCAAACCUACUGCAAUUGAAGUCCUCCUGAACAAGAUCAAACCCACUAUAGCCACACCAGUGGCCAAGCCCACACCUGCUGGGAAAAAAGGCGAAAAAAAAGUAAAUGCCAAACCUAUAGUUGAGAAGAAAGUAAAUGGUGAGGCCAAAAUCAAUGGCAAUGCCAAACCUAUAGUUGAGAAGAAAGUAAAUGGUAAUUCCAAGGUCAAUGCCAAACCUGUAGUUGAGAAGAAACUAAAUGGUGAGGCCAAAGUUAAUGGAAAUGGUAAAACCCCUGAGGAUAAGAAAGUGAGUGGUAAUGGAAAUGGUAAAACCCCUGAGGAUAAGAAAGUGAGUGGUAAUGGAAAUGGUAAAACCCCUGAGGAUAAGAAAGUGAGUGGUAAUGGAAAUGGUAAAACCCCUGAGGAUAAGAAAGUGAGUGGUAAUGGCAAAAGCGCCAGUGACAAAAAAGCUAAUGGCAAAACCGAAGCAGCAAAACCUGAAACCACUAAAGCCCAGCCCAAAAAAGACGUCGCUAAAGUUAAAGUAGAAAAAACUGUGGUCAGCAAAGUGAAACCAGCAAAAGCAGAAACCAAAGUAGUGGUAGCAAAAACCGAAGUCAAAGUUAAAGUAGUAAAAACCGAGGUCACAAAGGUUAAGGAAGCGAAAACCGAGAUCACUAAAGUCAUACCAAGAGAGUCAGUUGUCAUCAAAGUUCCUCCCUUCCUCAAACCUGCACCGAAGAAAGAGCUGCCAAGCCCAGAACCUGCUUCCCCGAAGCCAGAGAGAACCAAGGUGGUGCUUGAUGUAAAUAACGUCAAAUCGAUGACCCAAAAAAUGCCUCCCUUCGGCAAGACUGCAUACAGUGGCACCGUCGUCCCUGUGCCGGAAAAACCGAAGAAGAAAACGGGCAACGGUUAUCAACAGGAUGUAGAAACUGCAAAUUCUGAGGCUGGCCACACCCCUACAGAGACGGAUUAUUAUUACGAGGAGGCAGUCCUACAGCCAGAGAGUGAGGUGAUUGGACAAGAAGGGACGACUGGCCAGGUGGAGGAGACAUUGGUGGCAGAGGAGGUAGAUUUGGCCAAGGCAGGGGGUGAGGUCGAGGCCUUUACUGAGGAGUAUGUGACUGGAGACCUGGGCUUGAAGGAAUACGACUAUUCCUACAAGGACUACAACGAGCCUCUGCCCGAAGGAGAGACUGACGGCUACAUGGGCCCCGCCCUGUCCGCUGUUACAGACGAGGGAGGCGCCUCAGUGAGUGCCGUAAAAGGAGAGAAGGGAGAGCCUGCUGUCCUUGAGCCUGGUAUGUUGAUUGAGGGACCUCCGGGACCAGAGGGACCAGCAGGUCUCCCCGGACCUAAUGGCCCAUCUGGCCCUCCUGGCUCUGUUGGUGAUCCUGGCGAGAGGGGAAUCCCUGGAAAGUCUGGUAUCCCCGGUGCCGAUGGCGUCCCUGGCCCCCCCGGAACGUCUGUCAUGCUGCCCUUCCGUUUUGGAAGCAGUGGAGGAGACAAGGGUCCCAUGGUCUCAGCACAGGAAGCCCAGGCUCAGGCCAUUCUGUCUCAGGCCAGGCUGGCUCUGAAGGGACCACCCGGACCAAUGGGCUACACUGGACGCACAGGACCCCUGGGUACCCCUGGAAGUUCUGGUCUGAAGGGUGAGAGUGGGGAUCCUGGGCCUCAGGGCCCCAGAGGACCACAGGGUUUGAGCGGCCCUCUCGGCAAAUCAGGAAGAAGAGGUCGUGCUGGAGCUGAUGGCGCCAGAGGCAUGCCAGGAGAGGGCGGGCCUAAGGGUGACCGUGGUUUCGACGGACUGCCUGGAUUGCCCGGAGACAAAGGACACAGGGGUGAUACUGGAGGAUUGGGACCUCUAGGAGGUCCUGGAGAGGACGGAGAGAGGGGAGACGACGGAGACAUCGGACCGAGAGGACUUCCAGGUGAACCCGGACCUCGUGGUUUGCUCGGGCCUAAAGGUCCGAACGGAAUCCCCGGCCCUCCUGGUGUGCGUGGAAACGACGGUCCCCACGGUCCUAAAGGAAACCUGGGUCCCCAAGGAGAGCCAGGGCCCCCAGGGCAGCAGGGUACCUCAGGAACACAGGGAAUGCCAGGGCCACAGGGAGCCCACGGCCCCCCGGGAGAUAAGGGCCCCACAGGAAAACCUGGUCUGCCAGGAAUGCCCGGAGCCGACGGCCCCCCUGGUCACCCAGGAAAGGAGGGACCUGUUGGCACCAAAGGAAACCAGGGUCCCAACGGUCCUCAGGGAACUAUUGGCUAUCCUGGCCCUCGUGGCAUUAAGGGAACUCAAGGUAUCCGUGGACUGAAGGGUCACAAAGGAGAGAAGGGAGAAGAUGGCUUCCCUGGAAUUAAAGGAGACUUUGGUGUCAAGGGGGAGAGAGGAGAGGGUGGAGUGCCCGGCCCCAGAGGAGAGGACGGUCCUGAGGGGCCAAAGGGUCGUGUUGGGCCCCCUGGCGAGCUUGGGCCCAUCGGUCUGGUUGGAGAGAAGGGUAAACUUGGUGUUCCUGGACUUCCUGGCUAUCCUGGAAGACUUGGACCUAAGGGCUCCCUCGGUUUCCCAGGAUUCCCUGGAACCAACGGCGAGAAGGGAACAAGGGGUCUGAUUGGAAAGUCUGGACCUAGAGGACAAAGAGGACCAACGGGCCCCAGGGGUCAGAGAGGGCCAAGAGGGUCUACUGGGAAAUCAGGAGCCAAGGGUACAUCAGGAAGUGACGGCCCAUCUGGUCCACUAGGAGAGAGGGGACUGCCCGGACCUCAAGGAGCAAACGGUUUCCCGGGGCCAAAGGGACCUCCCGGACCACCAGGAAAGGAUGGACUGCCCGGACACCCUGGACAGAGAGGAGAAGUUGGAUUCCAAGGAAAGACUGGGCCACCCGGGCCUCCAGGUGUUGUUGGCCCUCAGGGUUCCUCAGGAGAGACUGGCCCUCUGGGCGAGCGCGGUCACCCCGGGCCUCCAGGACCACCAGGCGAGCAGGGACUCUCCGGACCAUCUGGCAAGGAGGGAACGAAGGGAGACCCUGGUCCCCCAGGCGGCCCCGGGAAAGACGGGCCCUCAGGACUGAGAGGCUUCCCUGGAGAGAGAGGAAUGCCUGGCACCCCGGGAGGUGGCGGACUGAAAGGAAGUGAAGGCCCAGCAGGACCUCCCGGAACAGCUGGAUCCCCAGGUGAGAGAGGACAGGCAGGCAGCGGAGGUCCCAUCGGACCCCCAGGAAGACCCGGCCCCCAGGGGCCUCCAGGACCAUCAGGAGAGAAGGGAGUGCCUGGUGAGAAAGGUCCGAUUGGCCCGGCUGGGCGUGACGGUGUCCAGGGCCCAGUGGGUCUGCCAGGUGCAGCCGGAUCCAUCGGAGUUCCAGGAGAGGACGGAGACAAGGGUGAGGUUGGAGAGCACGGCCAGAAGGGAGCAAAGGGCGGCAAAGGAGAGCAUGGUCCUCCUGGUCCACCAGGGCCAAUGGGUCCACUCGGUCAACCCGGCGCUGCUGGAGCUGAUGGAGAACUAGGAGCCAGAGGUCAGCAGGGGCCAUUUGGAGCCAAGGGAGAUGAAGGAACCAGAGGAUUCCCAGGGGCCCCAGGUCCUAUUGGACUGCAGGGAUUGCCAGGCCCAUCAGGAGAGAAGGGAGAGACUGGAGAUGUCGGACCAAUGGGUCCACCUGGCCCCCCAGGACCCCGUGGCCCUGCUGGUCCCAGCGGUGCUGACGGUCCUCAAGGUCCUCCUGGUGGUCUGGGCAACCCUGGAAACCUGGGAGAUAAGGGAGAGCCUGGUGAAGCUGGACCACCUGGAAUCGGAGGAGAGCCAGGAAAGAAGGGCCCACGUGGAGAGCACGGUGACAAGGGAGAGGCGGGACAACCUGGUGCUUCUGGCCCUGCGGGUGGAAGAGGAGGCCCUGGAGACGACGGACCCAAAGGAAACCCUGGCCCUGUUGGUUUCCCUGGCGACCCCGGUCCCCCUGGUGAACUAGGUCCCAGAGGUCAAGAUGGAGCAAAGGGAGAGAGGGGAGAGGACGGCGAACAAGGACAAGCUGGAUCUCCAGGACCCACGGGUGAGAAUGGACCCCCUGGUGGACCUGGAAAGAGGGGUCUUGCUGGAACGAGGGGGCCAGAGGGACGACAAGGAGAGAAGGGAACUAAGGGAGACCCAGGUGCUAACGGACCUCCAGGAAAGACAGGCCCCGUCGGACCUCAGGGUCAACCAGGGAAACCAGGAACGGAGGGUCUGAGAGGACUCCCUGGAUCAGUGGGCGCACAAGGUUCUCCAGGCCUUGCCGGCCAGAAGGGACCUCCUGGACCACUGGGACCACCAGGCUUGCCAGGACUGCGCGGCGAGGGCGGUGACAAGGGAGAGAAGGGCCACUCGGGUCUGAUCGGUCUGAUUGGGCCCCCCGGAGAGCAGGGAGAGAAGGGAGACAGAGGACUGCCAGGGCCACAGGGGACACACGGGUACAAGGGAGAGACUGGUGUCUCUGGAGGCACUGGGCCUAUCGGUCCUGGUGGCCCUGCUGGCAUGCCUGGUCCCCAAGGUGUCAAGGGAGCUAAGGGUGCUACAGGAGGAGCUGGUCCCAAGGGAGAGAAGGGUGUCUCAGGACCCCCCGGGCCUCCAGGUCCUCCAGGCGACGUCAUCCAGCCGCUGCCCAUCCAAAUCUCCAAGAAGUCCAAGCGCUCCAUCGACGCCAGCCGGAUGCUGUCCGAGACAGACGCAGAGGCGGUCGCAGCCGACGCCACCGGCACAGAGUUCCUGACAGGCAGUGAGGGCAUGGAGGAGAUCUUCGGCUCACUGAACUCGCUGCGACAGGAGAUCGAGACCAUGCGCUUCCCUCUGGGCACCAAGGACAGCCCCGCACGCACCUGCCAGGACCUGAAACUCGGCCAGCCAGAGCUCAAAGACGGAGAGUACUGGAUCGACCCCAACCAGGGUUGCUCUCGCGACUCUCUCAAGGUGUUCUGUAACUUCACGGCCGGUGGGGAGACCUGCCUGUACCCCAGCAAGAGCGUGGACACGGUAAAGCUCAGCUCUUGGACCACGGAGAAACCAGGCUCCUGGUACAGUGAGUUUGCAACUGGCAGCAAGCUCUCGUAUGUGGACUCUAAUGGCGAGCCGAUCGGCGUGGUCCAGUUGGGUUUCCUGCGGCUGCUGAGUGUCCAGGCCCGCCAAAACCUCACCUACCACUGCCACCGCUCCGUGGCCUGGGCCGACCGCACGGCCAAUGACGACCACAAGAGGGCGCUACACUUCCAAGGCGCCAACGAUGAGGACCUCAGCUACGAGACAAGCCCAUACAUCAAGGCCCUGGUCGACGGCUGUUCUUAUCGUAAGGGCUUCGACAGGACGGUAGUGGAGGUGAACACGCCCCAGGUGGAGCAGCUUCCUCUGCGGGACCUCAAGAUCACAGACUUUGGGGAGAGCAACCAGAAAUUUGGCUUUGAAGUGGGACCUGUCUGUUUCCUGGGCUAAAACACCAUGCAGAGAAAUGAGAAACACCUACACGUAUAGAAUAUACACUUACACUGAUGAACACACACACAUACAUACAUAUACACACACACACACACACUUAACAUACCAAUAUACAGUACAUGUCCAGUAAUUUGCAAAUGUAUUUCAUGAUAUCAAGUUCAUUCCCGACCAUUUAUAUAUACACACACACACACACACACACAAAUACUGUUGUGAAACAGACAUGCACUCACUCAAGUACAUGCCCAGGGGAAAACAUCUCCCAAAUAGAAAUGGACGACGAGAGAAAAGUAGAACACAAACAUUCUCACGAAGAGGCGACCAAAGAUCGAUUGCGAGAACGAGAGAUAGAGUUCUGACCGUUUGCAGAAUAAAAGCGUGUUCUUUUCCAACGAACAGCUGGCCCAAAGAGCCGUCUCCUCCUUCCGUGCACACCAGAGCCCACCGUCGCGGACCCCCCUCUCACUCCUCUCUUCUUCCCGCUGUCUCUCUUUCCAGUUGUCUCACCCACUCUACCUCUCUGCAUUGCCUUCCCAACACACUUGUACGUCUUCUGCAACUAAGCCCCGCCCCAUCCUACGCCUCACUUGCUGCCUCACCACAUUAAGGGGAAACCAAUGAAUGAAUAGGAGUUCCACGAAGAGCACAGAGGACCGGAAAACAGCCGAGCCUGUAGCCAACCAGGCCUGACGAAACGGAGACGUCCAUGUUGUCUAGCUAAGUUCAUGGUCUAUUCAUCUCCACAGUGAAAUUCUGUACCAAACAACUAUAUCAGCCUAGUUAUCCUAAAGCUGGUCAAACACACUAGAGGCGGGUGAAUCGAAACUUUACGGUGCUUUGUGGAGUGGAAGCAAAGCGGUGAGAUCUCUAGUUUUAUCGCGGCUUUAACCUAAGAUGUGACUAUGAACAUCUCUUUGCUCAGUACUGUAAUAAUAAAGUCCUAACAGCAAUGUACUGUCUCUGAACUGUAUGGCUGUUUAUUAUUGGGCCAAUAAUGUUGCAUGCAAUGGGACGGAAGGGUGUCUUUGCCUUCUCCAAGGACCAAUGAAUCAAAAGCCAUUAACCUUGUAAAUUGGUCAAUUGUACUGAACGUGAUGUUUGGUACAUGUAUUUUUAAUCCCUGUUACAACUGUCAUACACAGGCCAGAACUGUCGUACCGAGACCAGCGAAUAGGCCAGAAUGCCAUCAAACCAGUCCAGUAUUUACAGGUGUGAUGCCUGGAAUUUGAUUCUUGUUUUAUGUAGAACACAGGGUUUCAUACCAGGAUUUGUGACAUUCCGUCUCUUUUCAAGCAGGGAAGGUAUCAGGGUUAAAUAUGUGUAUGAGCUUAAUAGAUGACGGCCAAAAGUUUCUCUCGUACAACAGUGAAUAAAUGCAUGCUUUCAAAAACUGUGGCAAGGUGCUAAUUAUACCAAAGCGUUAAUAUAUUCAGCGUGAAUAAUUCAAGUUUUGUCUCCAUCACAGCCACAUGAUGCUGUCACCAGUUCUCCUACUGGAAAUGUGCAUUAGAAUCCAUUUGUACAGACAUAGUGAAAUUCUAUUGUAUUUAUUGAAAUCAAACAAGGUGCUUCAAACAACGACAAGCCAAAUAUGCCAGUCGAAUGUGGUAUUUCAUUUUGUAUUUAUUUCCUGUAGUUCUCACUUGAUGGUUAAAACAAUUAAAUACAUAUUAAACAAAACAUUAACCCGAGUUAUCUGUGCGCACCCCAUUGGUCUAUGCAUGUCAACAGUUCUGGUGAAAAAGAAAACCAGUCAUUUGUGGCCAUAUCUCAUUGUAAACCCUUUAGUAAUCAACUGUACUGUGCUGUUACAUUUCAUUGCGGUUUGCCAAUGCUGAGCUGCGCUGUGCUGCAGGAGUAUGGCGUGAGCGACAAACAGACACCGGGAUUCUAUGGUUGUGAGAACACAGUGGGCAGGGGACAGCAAGCGGGAGGGAGGGAGGGAUAAUUCUAGCCACCACCUGGGGAAGAAUUAUUACGAUUUUGUUUAUAAGUAAGUAAUAUGGCUAUGGGGUUGGUUUUUCUUUUGAUAUUGCAGAGAAGGGGGUGGGGGUUGACCUAACUAAACCAGAGGUGAAAAAUAAUUACCUUGUGAUUUCGAGUGAAAAUCGCAUCUGUUGGUUAGUUUUAUUGUUAAAGACAAAUGUUUCAACAAAACAUGGUGCUGAAAAGAGAAAGUAUUUUAUGUAAGUAUUUUUUUUUUUAAAUGUUUGUUUCUGUAAUAUAUAAUCUUUUUAAAAAGA
This is a messenger RNA of Oncorhynchus tshawytscha (Chinook salmon), 9257 nucleotides long. RefSeq names its product collagen alpha-2(XI) chain-like. The coding region runs from base 397 to 7011 and encodes 2204 amino acids. The record is from RefSeq and is a predicted model, not a curated record. Gene Ontology annotation, molecular function: heparin binding; extracellular matrix structural constituent. The transcript is spliced from 65 exons. NCBI's taxonomy places the organism in Eukaryota, Metazoa, Chordata, Actinopteri, Salmoniformes, Salmonidae.